AUGACACAACCCGCCGCGACCACGAACAUCCUCUCCCUCCCUCCCGAACUUCACGAACACAUCUUCUCCUUCCUCGCCCUCGAUAAGGCCGGCAAGCGCCACAUCUGCCGCGCCUUUUUGCCCUUCACUCGGCGAAAUCUGUUCCGCACGGUCAAUCUCGCGCCGGGACGUGCCAUCGACCGCUUUCACCAUCUUCUGUCUCCUCCGAAGCCCAAGAACGCGCUCCGUCUCGCCAACUCGACAAAGGACGACAAGGCCCUCGGUCUCAUGGUGCGGACGCUUAAGUGCACCCAGCAGCUCGAGUAUGUCGAGUGCCCGCAAGACGACGACUCUGGCAGGACAGUCGCGAUGCGCGAGAUCCUGUCUCUCGUGCGCAAUUGCACCGAGAUGACUCUCAGUGGAUCCGGGCUCCUCCGUGUCUUGCUGCCGUCGAAGCGCGGAGGCGUUUUUCUCCCUCACCUGACGACUCUCCGACUUGUCGAGCUCGACAGCGAAUUCGACGACCUCUUCAACAUGUCGCGUUUGUCCCGCCUCAACCGCUUCCGCUCUUUGCAUCGCCUCGAACUGCAUAUCGAGUCGGAUUGGGAAGACGAGGUCGACAUCGCCAAGCCAGUCAAGGCUCGUCCUCUGCGGUACAUUACGUCUCUCCACCUUGACGCCGGCCCUUCGCUCAAUUCUCCCGCCGCCCGCAACUUCAUCUCGCAUCUCCCGAACCUUGAGCGACUCCGCCUCGAGCUCGAGGACCUGGUCGACCUCGGCUCAUUCCUGCAAGCGUGUCCGACCGAGCACUUGACGGAACUGCAAGUCUACUUCGUCGACUGGUUCGAUAUCGACGGAGACGACUCUUUCUCCCCCAUCGACGCCGAUCUCGCGCGCUUCGCAAACCUCCAGCACCUCGCUCUCGGCCGCGACACCUUGUCGCGAUCCUGCGAGCUCUUCCCCAUCCUCGCCGCCCAUCUUCACAACCUGCGCGCACUCGAGCUUGGCGAAGACUGCGAGCUCGUCGCUGCCAAGCUCAUAGCCUACGUCGCAGCCAGAGGCGGAGGGGUUUCACCCGCGCUCGAACGCGUGAAGGUCGAUGCGUUCGACGCUCGCGCGAGCCCAAUCCCCUCUGAGAUGCCACACAAGCCUGAAGUCCGCGCCGGGACUUUCAAGAUCUCGGAAUGGUGGCAUCUCCCGACUUGGACGAACGACUUUACGCUGGCGGACGCGAAGGAGCUCGUCGCCGUCGGGCAGAAGGUCGGCGUCAAGAUCGAGGGCCGGCUGCUUCAAGCGAUCGAAGUCGAGGCUUUGCGGGAGAGGGAAGAGGAGUACCUCCAGGAGCGCCGCGAGGAAGUCUUGUACUCGCUGCGCGCGUUGUUCGAGGUCGAGGACGAGGACGGCUCGCUCAAGGAGGCUGAGGAGCGCUGGGCUGCGGCAGAGAGGGAGUGGGAGGACCAGCAGGACGAGGUAUUGUACGGUGUGCGUGGGUUGUAUGGCGAGGAGGACGAGUAG
Molecule: messenger RNA, 1494 nt
Organism: Rhodotorula toruloides NP11
Lineage: Eukaryota; Fungi; Basidiomycota; Microbotryomycetes; Sporidiobolales; Sporidiobolaceae
Exons: 1
Coding region: 1-1494 (497 amino acids)
Source: RefSeq, a predicted model, not a curated record